AAUGACUGAUUGAGCUAUAGGACGUUAUGGAACGAGAGAUAAGCCUACCUUUAAUGGCCGACUGAUGAUUUGAUUGGAUAAAUGACGAGACUGGUGAUCAGAAUGAAGUUCAUGUAUUUUUAUGAAUAAGAAGGAACGAGAAGUCAAGAACGUGAGGAUUGGACAUCUGGGAAUAUUGCUGGCCCAUCAAGCAGAAAUCUCCCAGUUCUGCCUCCAGGACAAGACUCAUCCCAAUAAACAUCAAACUGUAGAAGAGUCACACCAUUUCACCAUCUAGGUGUGACUUGACUCAGACAGCAUGAUCUGAUUCUGAUUGCAUUCCCUGACUUCCUCUCUGUACGUUGCAUUUGACUGGUCCUCAGUGUGUUUCAGUUGGACAGACUGGACAGAGUGCAGCCGACACAGCGACGGUGUGAGUGGAGCAGAGAGAACCGAGGAUGGGGGGCGGAGGUCAGCAGACGGAGUCAAGCGAGCCGGUCAAGGGUGACGGGGUUGGGCCCGAUGGAGGGCGAGGUGGCAGUGCAGUCUACACCUGGGAAGAGGUCCAGAAGCACUGCCACAGAAGCGACCAGUGGUUGGUCAUCGACAGGAAGGUCUAUAAUAUUACCCAGUGGGCGAAGAGACACCCGGGGGGCAUCAGGGUCAUCAGUCACUUUGCUGGAGAAGAUGCCACGGAUGCAUUUGUCGCAUUCCAUCCCGAUCCUAAUUUUGUCAGGAAGUUUCUGAAGCCGUUGCUGAUUGGAGAGCUGACACCGACAGAGCCCAGCCAGGACCAGGGGAAAAACGCAGUACUGGUGCAGGACUUCCAGGCCCUGCGUGACCGUGUGGAGAAGGAGGGUCUCCUCCGUGCCCGCCCCCUGUUCUUCAGCCUCUACCUGGGCCACAUCCUGCUACUAGAGGCCCUGGCUUUGGGCCUGCUCUGGGUCUGGGGGACCAGCUGGAGCCUCACACUGCUCUGUUCCAUCAUGCUGGCCACGUCUCAGGCCCAAGCUGGCUGGCUGCAGCAUGACUACGGCCACCUGUCAGUCUGCAAGACAUCCAGCUGGAAUCACGUACUGCACAAGUUUGUCAUUGGACACCUAAAGGGUGCCUCUGCUAACUGGUGGAACCAUCGUCACUUCCAGCACCACGCUAAGCCCAACAUUUUUAGUAAAGAUCCUGAUGUCAACUCACUGCAUGUCUUCGUCCUGGGAGACAAACAGCCUGUAGAGUAUGGUAUAAAGAAGUUGAAGUACAUGCCCUACCAUCACCAACACCAGUACUUCUUCCUCAUUGGACCUCCACUAGUUAUUCCAGUGUUUUUCUCCAUCCAGAUAUUCCAGAACAUGUUUUCACAACGGAACUGGGUGGAUCUGACGUGGUCGAUGACUUUCUACCUUCGCUUCUUCUGCUGUUACUAUCCCUUCUUUGGUUUCUUUGGCUCAGUAGCAUUGAUCAGCUUCGUCAGGUUUUUGGAAAGCCACUGGUUUGUAUGGGUGACCCAGAUGAAUCACCUUCCUAUGGAGAUAGAUCACGAGAGACACCAGGACUGGCUCACCAUGCAGUUGAGUGCUACUUGCAACAUUGAACAGUCAACCUUCAACGACUGGUUCAGUGGACACCUCAACUUUCAGAUUGAACACCAUCUGUUUCCUACCAUGCCCCGUCAUAACUACCACAUGGUGGCUCCUCUGGUUCGUGCUUUGUGUGAGAAACAUGGACUUCCCUAUCAGGUCAAGACUUUGCAGAAAGCCAUCAUUGAUGUUGUCGGGUCACUGAAGAAGUCAGGGGAUCUGUGGCUGGAUGCGUAUCUCCAUAAAUAAAUCCCUUCCUGACUCUGGACGGGAUUUAAUCCAUCGCAGAUUAACAACCUGUGAACAGAGAUAGUUUCCCCAGAUGUUUGUGUCAGAUGCUGUAUUUUGUUGUGACGUAAUUGUUUUAAUCAUUUUUGGGACCCCAGGAAGAAUAGCUGCUGUCUAAUGGGGGGUCCAAAGCAACAAAUCAGGGUUUAUAUUAGGGCUUUCAGAGUUAAUUAGUUAACUGAAGUUAACUUUUUUUAAAUUUUAGUGCAUACAUUUGAUUUUUAUCGUGAUUAAUCGCAUUGUCUGAAAGUGUUGAAUACACUGAAAAUAUCCAAAACACAUCAUGUAUACAACUAAAAUCUAUAAUGCCAUGUAAAAAUAAAUUGAGGUUAAAUAAAGUUUGCUUUCUCAGUUGA
Messenger RNA from Oncorhynchus gorbuscha (pink salmon), 2197 nucleotides. RefSeq names its product acyl-CoA Delta-6 desaturase-like. The record is from RefSeq and is a predicted model, not a curated record. The coding region runs from base 438 to 1802 and encodes 454 amino acids. NCBI's taxonomy places the organism in Eukaryota, Metazoa, Chordata, Actinopteri, Salmoniformes, Salmonidae. Gene Ontology annotation, biological process: lipid metabolic process. Gene Ontology annotation, molecular function: oxidoreductase activity, acting on paired donors, with oxidation of a pair of donors resulting in the reduction of molecular oxygen to two molecules of water. The transcript is spliced from 13 exons. Gene Ontology annotation, cellular component: membrane.